AGCUGGUGGGAAAUUAUUUACUUAACGUCUGAAGGAAACUACAAAAUACUGCAUAUAGACAAUGUGCAUUUUAUGUUUUUGUGAUCCUUAAAGACUCCAGCUUCUAAUUUUAAAGCCAUUUCUAUUUGGUGUCGAGGAUAACUAACGAUCGUUAGCUUGCGCUACAAUUCUAUUCGAAAUGGUCGACGGGCCAAAAGCUAAGAUAUUCAAUGAUUCUAUCCAUGGCUAUAUUGAGAUGCAUCCACUAUGUGUCGCUAUCAUCGACACGGAACAAUUUCAACGUCUUCGCUGCAUCAAGCAAAUGGGUGGCACUUAUUUUGUCUAUCCGGGAGCAUCGCACAACAGGUUCGAACACUCAAUAGGGACAUCCUAUCUUGCUGGCUAUUUCGUAGAAAGCUUGAGAAGGAAACAAGGAAAAGAGUUAGAUAUUGAAGAGAAAGACGUGUUAUGCGUCAAAAUUGCCGGCCUUUGUCAUGACUUGGGGCAUGGACCGUUUUCCCAUAUGUUUGACAACGAUUUUAUUCCAAAAGUGAGACCUUUGCUGGAGUGGUCGCAUGAGGUAGCCAGUGAAAAAAUGUUUGACCAUCUCAUUGAAUCGAAUGGAGGUGUUAAGAAAAUGUUUGAAAAAAACGAGCUCGGUGACAAAGACAUAUGUUUUAUCAAGAAAUUAAUGACUGGUGAAACACCAAAAUCUGAAGAGGAAUGGAAAGAAGUCGGAAGAGAAAAGAAUAAACCGCGUUUCCUUUUCGAGAUUGUCGCUAACAAGAUCAACGGUAUUGACGUCGACAAGUGGGAUUACUUUGCACGUGACUGUAAAUAUCUUGGCAUCAAGAGCUCCUUCGAACACAUGCGAUGUUUAUCGCUGGCAAGAGUGAUCAAAUCAGGAAAAAAAGGUGAAGCAGAGAUUUGCUAUCGUGACAUCGCGGCGGGAAAUAUCUACGAUUUGUUCCACACMAGACUUAGUAUCCAUAAAAAGGCCUGUCAGCAUAAGACGGUAAACGCCAUCGAAAUGAUGAUAACUGAGGCUCUAGUAAAGGCAGAUCCACAUUUUAAGAUCAAAGGAGAAAAUGGGCGAGAACCAAGUACGAUAUCGACAGCAAUAGAUGACAUGGUUGCCUACACUAAACUGACAGACCACGUGUAUUAUGAAAUACUCUAUUCGACUAAAGACGAAUUAAAAGAGGCAAGGGAAAUCUUGCAGAACAUAGAACAACGAAAAUUGUAUAAAUUCAUUGGGUACACGAUUCCCAAAGACAACCCAGACGAGAAAGGUGUUCCUGCCAUGCGGAAAGAGAUAUUCGACAUUGUCAAGGAAAAUGCAGAAGAGUUGAAAGAAGAUGAUAUUGUUGUGCAGCUGACGCCUUUCAAGUAUGGUGGAACGGAUGACAAAGACCCAGUGGGAAAAGUUCGCUUCUAUGCCAAACAUCGUGAAAACGAAUCUUUUAAUAUUAAAAAAGAACAGGUAAGCCGCAUGCUGCCUGUGGUAUUUAUUGAAGAGGAGAUAAGAGUUUACUGCAAGGAAAGAAAACAACCGACUGUAGAAAAGAUGAAAACAGCUUUCCUUGAAUGGUGUACACAUCGGGGAUAUGAGGUCGAGAACAAAUUGCAGGGGCCAAGAAUUCAAAGAACCGACCACAACCCAAACGAAGUCGAACACGAUGACGAUAAAGAUCUUCAUUUGGAAACCUAAAAAUACUAUUUGUAUAGAGACCGCUCAUAAAUGCACGACAAUAUAUGUGGUUUUUGAUCGGAUARUUACUAGGGGUAGUCUAAUACCCAGCAUAAUCCAUCCUUUCUCUGCUUUGAUUAUUUUAUCCAAUUACAAGCUUCGUUCUAUUCUACCAAUAGCGGUCGACUUAAUAAUUGAUGCAUAAAGAAACUUUAUGAAUUUUAUGAUUUUGCACUUAGCUUUAAGCGAAAUUCAUCUGUAUACUGCUCUCUUAGCCUGAGCAGUUUUCGUAUGACUGUGAAAAGCUUGUGGCACGARCACGGCAAGGCAUACGCCAAACCAAUMACACUGCGCGAGAACUCCCACUCCUCCAAUCAAAUACCCGGAACACGGCAUAAACAAGGGGCAGACACGGUCUUAGCCGAGGUCAAGGCACUGCCAGACUAAAUACUUUUUGCGUGAGUUAAAAUCAGCCGAUCAAAACUUUAGAAAACAUCCCAAGCCACAGUCGCGACAAGACACGCAUACAUCUAUUUAAAAAAAAAAACGUUGUCAGUCGGAAAUACCGACGGCACCGAGCUUUUCACCGAGUCAUACGAAAACUGGUGUAAUCUUGACUAUGUCUUACUUCUGUGCACAAAGAUGAAAACUACUAUAGUCAUUUAUGCAAAGUGCACCUAAAAGUUGUUUAAACACAUUAUGCCCAAAGUAAAAGAUUCGCUAAAUCUA
This is a messenger RNA of Actinia tenebrosa (Australian red waratah sea anemone), 2398 nucleotides long. Its product is annotated as deoxynucleoside triphosphate triphosphohydrolase SAMHD1-like. Gene Ontology annotation, biological process: dGTP catabolic process. Gene Ontology annotation, cellular component: nucleus. Gene Ontology annotation, molecular function: dGTPase activity. The record is from RefSeq and is a predicted model, not a curated record. NCBI's taxonomy places the organism in Eukaryota, Metazoa, Cnidaria, Anthozoa, Actiniaria, Actiniidae.